Molecule: messenger RNA, 2172 nt
Organism: Carya illinoinensis
Lineage: Eukaryota; Viridiplantae; Streptophyta; Magnoliopsida; Fagales; Juglandaceae
Product: galacturonosyltransferase 8-like
Exons: 3
Coding region: 142-1851 (569 amino acids)
Molecular function (GO): polygalacturonate 4-alpha-galacturonosyltransferase activity
Source: RefSeq, a predicted model, not a curated record
UCUCUCUCCUAGGGACGUGAAGGCUCUAUACGGAGUGAACAGUGAAGAUUCUCUCUCUCUCUCGCUCUCCGUGCCUGUCUUUCUGACAAAACACAAUUAACUGAAAUCGAGUUUUCAGAUUAGCGAGAAACGAGCACGAGAAUGGCGAGCAUUCGGAUCGCCCGCACUGCCGAGAGAGUAACCGGAGUGGGAGGAUCGAUCCGGAGCCUGAGUUUCAUCUUCCGACUCUUGGCCUCUGCCAUCGCCAUCGCUCUCUGCCUCUUCUUCACUCUCUCUUUCCUCUUCACUUCCCGCACCGACGACAACACUGCCGACCUCCACCACUUCGGUUUCGGUUCUGGUUCAUAUGGAUUUGGAAUUACGAGAAGAUCCGUACUCGCCCUCAAGUCGGACCCUCUCAAGCCCCGGCUGGAUCAGAUCCGGAAGCAAGCGGACGAUCACCGGUCCUUGGCUCUGGCUUACGCCUCCUAUGCGCGGAAGCUCAAGCUCGAGAACUCCAAGCUCGUUAGAGUUUUCGCCGAUCUCUCCCAAAACUACACCGAUCUCCUCAACAAGCCCUCGUAUCGUGCUCUCUCCGAAUCCGACGCACUCUACCCUGACGAGUCGGUUCUAAGGCAAUUCGAGAAGGAAGUGAAGGAGCGAAUUAAAGUGACGAGACAAGUGAUUGCGGAAGCGAAGGAGUCGUUUGAUAAUCAAUUGAAGAUUCAGAAGUUGAAGGAUACGAUUUUUGCGGUGAAUGAGCAAUUAACAAAGGCUAAGAAGCAAGGAGCUUUCUCAAGCUUGAUAGCUGCAAAAUCAAUCCCAAAAAGCUUGCAUUGUCUUGCAAUGCGGUUGAUGGAAGAGCGAAUUGCUAAUCCAGAUAAGUAUUCGGAUGAGGGAAAGCCAACUCUACCGGCGUUUGAGGAUCCAAAGCUUUACCAUUAUGCAAUUUUCUCGGAUAAUGUGAUUGCAGCAUCAGUGGUGGUCAAUUCGGCAGUGAAGAACUCAAAGGAGCCGUGGAAGCAUGUUUUCCAUGUUGUGACUGAUAAGAUGAAUCUUGGGGCAAUGCAAGUUAUGUUCAAAUUGAAGGACUAUAAUGGAGCGCAUGUUGAAGUGAAGGCAGUUGAGGAUUACAAGUUCUUGAAUUCUUCAUACGUGCCGGUGCUUCGACAGUUGGAGUCUUCAAAUUUACAGAGGUUUUACUUUGAGAAUAAGCUUGAGAAUGCAACAAAGGACACCACGAACAUGAAGUUUAGGAACCCAAAGUAUUUGUCCAUUUUGAAUCAUUUGAGAUUUUAUUUGCCUGAAAUGUACCCAAAAUUGCAUAGGAUUUUGUUUUUGGAUGAUGAUAUAGUGGUUCAGAGGGACUUGACAGGGUUGUGGAAGAUAGAUAUGGAUGGGAAGGUGAAUGGGGCGGUCGAGACGUGUUUUGGGUCAUUCCAUCGCUAUGCACAGUACAUGAAUUUCUCCCACCCCUUGAUUAAGGCGAGGUUUAACCCCAAAGCUUGCGCGUGGGCGUAUGGAAUGAACUUCUUCGACUUGGAUGCUUGGAGGAGGGAGAAGUGCACGGAAGAGUACCAUUACUGGCAGAAUCUGAAUGAGAACCGCACCUUGUGGAAAUUAGGCACAUUGCCCCCAGGUCUAAUUACAUAUUACUCAACAACGAAGCCUCUGGAUAAAUCAUGGCAUGUUUUGGGACUUGGUUAUAACCCAAGCAUCAGCAUGGAUGAGAUCCGUAAUGCCGCGGUGGUACACUUUAACGGAAAUAUGAAGCCGUGGCUUGACAUUGCAAUGAAUCAGUUUCGGCCACUUUGGACAAAGUAUGUUGACUAUGAUUUGGAGUUUGUCCAGGCUUGUAAUUUCGGUCUCUAAACAAGGAGCCAUACUCGAAGCCUCUCCAAGGAAUUUGGGUAUGCUUAUUUAGCCGCAAGCAUCCAUGCCAUAGUCCUGUUGCCAUCGCUUAUACAUUAACCAAGUCAUCUUAUUUAAUACUGAAGAAAAUUUCUUCUGUUCAAGUGUAAAAUGCUGCUUAGUUGUAUCAGCUUUAGAUUCUUCUCUAAUUUGUUCAUACAAGAAGCUUGUUGGGUUAUCUUUACAAUUUUCAAAUUUCCAUUUGCUCUUUAUUUUACCUGUUGUUAAACAUAAAUCUAUUUAUAAAAAAUCAGAGCCUGUGAAAGUUGUAAGUUGGGUGCA